GAAGCAGAGAAAGGUGUGAAAUUCCUAACAUUGCCACCAGUGUUACAUCUACAGCUGAUGAGAUUUAUGUAUGACCCUCAAACGGACCAAAAUAUCAAGAUCAAUGAUAGGUUUGAGUUUCCCGAACAGUUACCGCUUGAUGAAUUUUUGCAAAAAACAGAUCCGAAGGACCCUGCAAAUUAUAUUCUUCAUGCCGUCCUUGUUCACAGUGGAGAUAAUCAUGGUGGACAUUAUGUGGUUUAUCUAAACCCCAAAGGGGAUGGCAAAUGGUGUAAAUUUGACGACGAUGUGGUGUCCAGGUGUACGAAAGAAGAAGCAAUCGAGCACAAUUACGGGGGCCAUGAUGACGACCUCUCUGUGCGGCACUGCACCAACGCGUACAUGUUGGUUUAUAUCAGGGAAUCCAAGCUGAGUGAGGUGUUACAAGCUGUCACCGACCAUGAUAUUCCUCAGCAGCUGGUGGAACGAUUACAAGAAGAGAAAAGGAUCGAGGCCCAGAAGCGAAAGGAGCGGCAGGAAGCCCAUCUGUACAUGCAAGUGCAGAUAGUCACAGAGGACCAGUUUUGUGGCCACCAAGGCAAUGAUAUGUAUGAUGAAGAAAAAGUGAAAUAUACUGUGUUCAAAGUAUUGAAAAAUUCUUCACUUGCUGAAUUUGUCCAGAACCUCUCCCAGACCAUGGAUGACUACUACAAAACAGGAUUAAAAAAUAGUUUUGUUUUAAUUAAAUUUAAACCCCCCCUCCAGGGAUUUCCACAAGAUCAGAUUCGAUUAUGGCCAAUGCAAGCCAGGAGUAAUGGAACCAAACGACCAGCAAUGUUAGAUAAUGAGGCAGAUGGCAAUAAAACGAUGAUUGAACUCAGUGAUAAUGAAAACCCUUGGACAAUAUUCCUGGAAACCGUUGAUCCAGAACUGGCUGCUACUGGAGCAACAUUACCCAAGUUUGAUAAAGAUCGUAAGUGCCCACCAAACACCCGACCACCUUCAGAGCAGAAGAGGGGGAUUCCUGGGCCAUCAUUCUACUCACUCAGUGUUGAGCAUUAUUCCCUUGCAAAGCAAUCUCCCUGUUUUCAAAAUUGCUUGUUAAACCCCUGUCAUGGCCUAGGCUUCUUGAUGAAGUAAAGUAGGAGUGACCAU
Molecule: messenger RNA, 1134 nt
Organism: Artibeus jamaicensis (Jamaican fruit-eating bat)
Lineage: Eukaryota; Metazoa; Chordata; Mammalia; Chiroptera; Phyllostomidae
Product: ubiquitin carboxyl-terminal hydrolase 7-like
Exons: 7
Biological process (GO): regulation of protein stability; protein deubiquitination
Cellular component (GO): nucleus; cytosol
Molecular function (GO): cysteine-type deubiquitinase activity; cysteine-type endopeptidase activity
Source: RefSeq, a predicted model, not a curated record